Messenger RNA from Sorex araneus (European shrew), 1445 nucleotides. RefSeq names its product serpin family A member 10 (gene SERPINA10). Bases 56 to 1267 code for a protein of 403 amino acids. Gene Ontology annotation, biological process: blood coagulation; negative regulation of endopeptidase activity. Gene Ontology annotation, molecular function: serine-type endopeptidase inhibitor activity. The transcript has 5 exons. Lineage: Eukaryota; Metazoa; Chordata; Mammalia; Eulipotyphla; Soricidae. The record is from RefSeq and is a predicted model, not a curated record.
UCCAGGCAGAGGGGCUAGCGUGGACCCUCAGUGUCCUGAGCACCUGGGGCUCAAGAUGACCAAGACCUGCUCCCCACAGCCCCUGAGGAACUGCCAGGGCAGCAGGCGACCAGGAUGGGAGGAGGCAGACGGAGAGUUCUGGGCCCCAGGCGGCGGGCAACUCGCUGAGGGAAUCUCCCACCUGGGCUUCCGCCUUCUGCGCAAGAUCUCCAUGAAGCACGACAACAACGUGGCCUUCUCCCCGCUCGGCCUGGCCUCGGCCCUGGUGGCCCUGGCUCUGGGGAGCAAAGGGCAGACGCGAGCUGAGCUGGAGUCGGGGCUGGGCCUGCGGGAGCUGACCAGGCCCGGGCACCUGCCGAUGCACUUCAGGCAGCUGCGGGGCUCCCUCGCCCUCAAUCAGGAGCUGGGCCUGAUGCAGGGGAGCUUGGCCUUCAUCCACCGGGACUUCGACGUCCAGGAGAGCUUCCUCCACCUCUCCAGGCGCUACCUGGACACUCUGUGCGUGCCGGUGGACUUCCGCAACAGCUCCCAGGCCAGAGCGCUCAUGAAUUACUACGUGGACAAGGGCACCUGGGGCAAGAUCCCCCAGUUCUUUGACGAGGUGAACCCUAGCACCAAAUUCAUUCUCGCCGACUACAUCAUGCUCAGAGGGAGGUGGCAGAGCCCCUUCGACCCGGACCUCACCGAAGUGGACACCUUCCACCUGGACAAGUACCGGGCCGUGAAGGUGCCCAUGAUGUUCCAGGCGGGCAAGUUCGCCUCCACCUUCGACAAGACCUUCCGCUGCCACGUGCUCCAGCUGCCCUACCGGGGCAACGCCAGCAUGCUGGUGGUCCUCAUGGAGAACAUAGGCGACCACCUGGCCCUCGAAGACUACCUGACCCCGGAGCUGGUGGACACCUGGCUCAGGACCUUGAAAACCAAGAAAAUGGAGGUUUUCUUCCCCAAGUUCAAGUUAGACCAGAAGUACGAGAUGCACCAGCUGCUCAAACAGCUGGGGAUCAGACAGAUCUUCUCUCCCUGGGCUGACCUGAGUGAGGUCUCAGCGACCGCCAAAGACCUCAGGGUCUCCAAGGUCCUACAAAGAACAGUGCUCGAAGUGGACGAAAAGGGGACGGAGGCGGCGGCCGGAGUCGCUGCUGAAAUCACGGCCUACUCCAUGCCUCCCGUCAUCAGAGUGAACCGGCCCUUUCACUUCCUCAUCUACGAGGAACCCUCUAGAACGCUGCUGUUUCUGGGCAGAGUGAUGGACCCAACUGCCCUCUGACGAGCGGAGGGCCCGGAGGCUGCACCGCAGGGCGGCGACCUGCAGGGGACACGGUGGUGGGGGUGCCAGGGCGCCCCCUGCUGUCCCACCACUGCUCCAGCUAGUUUGUGCCACUCAGUGAAGCCCACGGUCCCCACUCGGACCUUAAGGAGGUGUCGGGUGGCACGUGGGCUGCUGU